Talaromyces rugulosus is the source of this 627-nucleotide messenger RNA. RefSeq lists its product as uncharacterized. Lineage: Eukaryota; Fungi; Ascomycota; Eurotiomycetes; Eurotiales; Trichocomaceae. The transcript has 3 exons. The coding region runs from base 1 to 627 and encodes 208 amino acids. Gene Ontology annotation, molecular function: carbon-sulfur lyase activity. The record is from RefSeq and is a predicted model, not a curated record.
AUGGACAACCUCAAAUUCGUUACAGACCACCUGCGAUCCUCCGUCGCGCCAGAUCCGUCGCAGCGACAAAAGAGCGAGGCUUGGAGGUCUCGUCCUCCUUAUCAGCACGUCUCGGACGACGAGUUUGGGCCGGUCAAAUGGCAAGCCAUGUGCCACUGCACGCGUGUUCAGUACCAGCUGAGCCGCGAGAAGCCGCUGGCCGCAAAAUACUGCCAUUGUCGAGCCUGUCAGGUUCUACAUGCCGCCCCCUUUCAGUGGUGUGCGAUUUACCACAAGACAGAUGUUCGUUUUACGCGGGGCGUCGACUCGCUGAUGUUCUACUCGUCCCAUGAAAAGACCAGAGAAUACCAGGUGCCGACCAAAGUCUAUUGCGAGCAUUGCAGCUCGCCCAUAAUGGACGAAGGGCGGAACAUGUGUCUGAUAUUCCCGGAAUUGAUUGACUUGGGUGAAACUGAGGAGGAGCACUUGACACGCAGGAAAGUCUUUGAAAUCGACUGCCAUAUUUUCUAUAGCAGACGGAUUGUCGAAGUCAUGGAUGGCAAGACAAAAUGGUCUGGGAUAGACAAAGAGAGCGACAUACUGGAUGACAAUGGUCAUGGAUUGCACCAGCUGAGUAGUGCAAUUUGA